GGUUCAGUUCGCUUGCCGCUGUAUAUGGUGUUGCCGGCUGGCAAGCACAGCGCCUCUCUGAUCUUCCUACAUGGUUCAGGUGACUCUGGACAAGGAUUGAGACAAUGGAUCAAGCAUGUUUUAACUCAAGAUUUAGCAUUCCCACAUAUAAAAAUUAUUUAUCCAACUGCUCCUUCCAGAUUUAAAAUAUCAAAUGACUGCCCAGAACAUCUUGAAUCAGUUGAUGAAAUGUGUCAAGUGCUUGCAGAUGUCAUUGAUGAUGAAGUAAAAAGCGGCAUCAAGAAAAACAGGAUAUUAGUAGGAGGAUUUUCUAUGGGAGGAUGCAUGGCAAUGCAUUUAGCAUAUAGAAAGCAUCAGGAUGUGGCGGGAGUAUUUGCUCUUUCCAGUUUUCUGAAUAAAACAUCUGCUGUUUACCAGGCUCUUCAGAAAACUGAUGGUGUGCUUCCUGAAUUAUUUCAGUGUCAUGGGACUGCGGAUGAGCUAGUUCUUUAUUCUUGGGCUGAAGAGACAAACUCGGUGUUACAAUCUCUAGGAGUGAGCACACAAUUUCAUAGCUUCCCAGGCGUCCACCAUGACAUGAGCAAAACUGAGCUGGAGAAACUGAAGGCAUGGAUUCUUAGCAAGCUACCAGGAGACAUGGAAAGGCAAAAUGAAUGA
Messenger RNA from Elephantulus edwardii (Cape elephant shrew), 657 nucleotides. RefSeq names its product lysophospholipase-like 1 (gene LYPLAL1). The transcript is spliced from 5 exons. The record is from RefSeq and is a predicted model, not a curated record. Gene Ontology annotation, biological process: protein depalmitoylation. Gene Ontology annotation, cellular component: cytoplasm. The coding region runs from base 25 to 657 and encodes 210 amino acids. Gene Ontology annotation, molecular function: palmitoyl-(protein) hydrolase activity; carboxylic ester hydrolase activity. Lineage: Eukaryota; Metazoa; Chordata; Mammalia; Macroscelidea; Macroscelididae.